AUAUCAGCGGUGAAACAAGAGGCAUCCAAAUACAUUAAAGUCACUAAAGACCUGUUGUCGCUAAUAUAAGCCUUGUAAAGCAGGCAAAUGUGAGUGAUUUAGGGCUGGGAGGCUUGAUUCUCAGGUUGAUAGCCUGAGAAUUAAAUUCUCCACUGAACUGGAAAUGAAAUACUACAUCUUCCUCCUAUAAGGUCAGCUAUGUGCAGUAUUGUCCUGGGUGAGGAUCACCCAGCAGAGCCAAGUGUGCAUGGUGUGGUGGGAAGUAUAGUGUCCUUUCUGGUUGCUGUGUAGGCUGCAUGUGUUGCAGCUGCCAAGGAGGCUAUGAAUGGGAAGGUUAAGAAGGAAUGUUUUCAGAGGUGGUAGCUGAAAACACUUGUAGCUUAAGUUGAAAGUCACGGAGGACACUUGUGUUCUUUAGUGAUUUGAAGGAUUUAAUGGAAAUACAGUGGGUUUACCAUGAAAAUACACUUUAAUGUACUUGAAGCGCCUGAGGGCAGCUUCUGGCAGGCUGGAUGUCAGGUUUAUGCUGUGUGGGAGCAUUAAGGAUUGAGUUUGAAGAACCCCUUGAUUUGUCCUGAUUUCAUCUUGUGAAUCACAGGUUUGGUUUUGUGCCUGCUGGUUCUGAUGUGACCCACAGCAGCAGAGUUUGUAAUGCCGCAGCUCAUGUGCAAGGACCGAAGUUACUUCCCCAGGAACAUUUUUACCUUACUGUAUACUUGAUCUUGGAUUUGACUCUCUUUGGAGGAAGUGACAGGUCAAAUGAGCUGCUCCAAAAUUAAAAGCUGGAAGAGGACAGGAAUGAAAUAACAGCUGCUCUCUGAAUCUUGCUUGAGAAGCGUUUCAUGCACUGUGCUGUUACAUGUUAGGAAGCUAUACAGUUGGGCUUUUAACAGCUCUUGGUAGGCAAGAGUUAAUUGGCUUAAGUUCGACUAGACUGACCUUGGCAGCUGCAGUCUUCACAAGUACUUGGGGCAGAAGGAGGUGAGGCCUCAGUUUGUAGCUGUCAGGAAGCACCUGGCCACAGCAGAAACCUGUAAUGUUAAGUGUAUUAAUACCAGUAGGAGUUGGGUUAACUGUAGAACAUGCGUAUCUACAUACUUCAAAACACAAGCUUCUUAACCACAACAUCUUGUCAACUGUGACAAGACUCCUUAAAAAUUUCUUUGGAGAAGAAAAAUCUUAAGAUGGCAGGCAAAGGAAGUAAGACAGACUGCAUGUCAUGCAGUGUACUGAACUGGGAGCAGGUCAGCCGUCUUCAUGAGGUUCUUACAGAGGUGGUUCCGAUCCAUGGCCGAGGUAACUUCCCAACACUGAAGAUCACUCUGAAGGACAUUGUUCAGACAGUUCGGAGUAGGCUGAGUGAAGCAGGCAUUGUGGUACAUGAUGUCCGUCUGAAUGGCUCUGCAGCUGGUCAUGUCCUAGUCAAGGAUAAUGGGCUGGGAUGCAAGGACCUGGAUCUCAUUUUUCAAGUUUCUCUUCCAAGUGAGGCAGAGUUUCAGUUAGUUCGAGAUGUGGUGUUGCGAUCCCUCUUGAAUUUCUUGCCAGAAGGAGUAAGCAAGCUGAAAAUCAGUUCAGUAACACUGAAGGAAGCCUACAUCCAGAAGCUAGUCAAAGUGUACACAGAAUCUGACCGUUGGAGCUUGAUAUCACUUUCUAACAAACAUGGUAGGAAUGUGGAACUGAAGUUUGUAGACUGUAUACGACGACAGUUUGAAUUCAGUGUGGACUCCUUCCAAAUCAUAUUAGACUCCCUGCUCUUUUACUACGACUACUCUGAAACCCCCAUGUCAGAGCACUUCCAUCCAACUGUAAUUGGGGAGAGUAUGUAUGGAGACUUUGAAGCAGCUUUUGAUCACCUCCAGAACAAGCUGAUAGCUACCAAAAAUCCUGAAGAGAUCCGUGGUGGUGGGCUUCUUAAGUAUAGUAACCUUUUAGUGCGAGACUUCAGGCCCAUGGAUAAGGAUGAGAUCAAAACAUUAGAACGCUACAUGUGCUCCCGAUUCUUCAUAGACUUCCCAGACAUUCUGGAUCAGCAGCGUAAACUAGAGACCUACCUCCAGAACCACUUCUCCAAAGAAGAGAGGAGCAAAUAUGACUACCUCAUGAUUCUGCGCAGGGUGGUGAAUGAGAGCACAGUCUGUCUCAUGGGACAUGAACGAAGGCAGACUCUCAACUUGAUUUCUCUGCUAGCACUCAAAGUGCUGGCAGAACAAAACAUCAUCCCUAAUGCCACUAAUGUUACCUGUUACUACCAGCCAGCACCUUAUGUUAGUGACGUAAACUUCAGCAACUACUACCUUGCAAGUGCUCCUGUGCCAUACAGCCAGUCGUAUCCCACUUGGCUGCCUUGCAAUUGAUUGCUUGAGUGUUCUUGAAUGGAGGCUACUGAAGGCCAAGAUGCUGAGUGUAUAUAGACAAGUAAUUGUUAGAGGUUUUUCUAAUGGAAACAUGACUGCAUUGGACUGUCCAUUUCCUGGUGUGUGAUAGAAAUAUGCAACCAGGUGACCUGCUAUCACUAUAUAUCUGCAAUUUCUGAGAAGCCUUAUUACCUCUUCAUUAGGAGAAGAGAAUCGACAGCCAAGUAUUAAGAGGAGUAGUUACAAAACUCUGUACUAGUUCUGGAAGUGGCUGUUAACAUAUGAUCUAAGUGGAGUAUUCAGUAAACUGGGCUAGUUAAUCGUAAGAUGUCUUGAGCAGCGAAGAAGCCACUUCUGGAGUAGCAGCAAAACUGUUUUCUGUUGCCUAACCUCAUUAUUCUAUACUUCCUCAGUUAAAGUUCUGGCCAACUUUCUAUUGAACUAAUUGUGCAAGAGUGUCUCGUGUCGUGCUUGGGCUGCUUCUACUUCCUGGCUGUGUAGAACGGGUAACUGUUUGUUUUGUAAAGGACCUAAAUGUUGUUUCUCAUAGUACCUAGGCAUACAUGGUCCUGUGUCAAGUUCAAGAUUAGUUUAUUGGAAGUCGAAGAUGGAUUAGUAAGUCUGUCUUCAAAGCAUAAACUGGCUGAGUUUUUCUUGAGUGCAUAAAUUUGGAAGGUGGCAUUUCUAAACAUGCACCAAAAUACAACCUAAAACUUGGUAAUGUGGGAAAUCCUUGAAAUGAGGAGUUGAAGCCUUAGAUAGAAUUGGAACCACAGCUUGAUUGGUUGAAUCCAGGCUCAAGAUAAAGCCUUUCUGAAUGCAUCCUUCAAAACCAUGUUUGUCACAGCUGGAAAGUAGCACAGCUCUUGCAUUUAAGUUUGCCCCAACUUUCUUCUUCACAGGUCCACAGCAAGCAAAAAAAGAAAAGCCACCACCAAAAAACCCAAGCCACUAAGUUGCAGGAUGAUGUGUACUCCUGCCACAGCACAAAUUCCUAAAGUGCCUCUAAAAUAAAGUUCUUAUUGUACAACUUCAGGCAGGUCCUGAAGGCUUGUCUUUCUGCCGGCAUUUAGGGGUUGAGCUUUGUGGUUUAUCACUGUCAACUGGUUACGGUAUGUGAUGGUAUUUUGAGUGGUUAACGUAAAAUUCUUCUUCUUUAUUGGUCUUAACCUUCACUUGAAGAGGUAUAUAAAUCCUCAAAAGAGUUCUUCACAGAAGCUGUAUGUGUUGAAAGCCUAUUCCAGUUUUCAGAAUAUCCUCUAGAAGAGUAUGUACUCCCUUGGAGGGGUAGGGGGCUGACCUUCCUAAAGGGUGUGUGCUGAACUUGCUGCUUUGAAACUCCUGUGCUUUAUAAAGAAGGUUAAAAAUACCCCAGUUAAUGUAUAUAGUGGUAUUAAACUGGUAUAUUAACUGGAUGAUUUUCACUGAAUUGCAAUAGUAAAAUACAUGUAGCAAAUGAUCUUGAGUUUUCUUUGCUUACCAGAGAAAUAGACUAAAAAGGCAAAUAUAAGAGCUAUUUAAUACGUAUUGGUGCAAUGUUCAAGAAUACCUGUUUGCUAAACCUUUUUUAUGACUUCUAGCUGUUUCUGCAAGCUUGUGAGACCAAAGUGGCUGAUCAAACAGAUGAUUUAAGAUGAGAAGGUAAACCAGACAGCAGGUGAAACACCAAGGUACGGUGGUUGUUCAGGGUGGAAAACAGUAGCAGUGCAGCACUUAAAUGGCAGUAAAAAACCCUGCCUGUUCCUUAUAGGACCAAAAACUUCUAGUUACAUUGCAAGUUCUUUCACUUUUCAGAACUACUUCAUAAAGAUUGCCUCCUUAGAGCAGUGAGGUUGCUCUUCUGUUCAGACUUCUUAAUUUAGUUUAGGAAGUUGGGGAGGGAUGUAGCAGAGUAUGCUUUAGCUUAAUCUUUUUUUUUUCCAACAGUCUUGUAAGCAACUUCAAUGGCAAAUUGACAAAUAAUUUGGUGUCCUCUGUGUAGUGUUGGGUUUGUUUGGGGUGGGGUUUUUGUUUUGGUUUGGUUUUGUUGUUGGUUUUUUUUUUCCUGUUAGAGGCUUCCUGAGUAGUCAGCUAAAGGAGCUAAACUCAAAUGUGAACCCAGCCUUUUUUAUUAACUGUGGAUUGGACUUGGUGUAGCUUACAGACAACACACCUCUCACCCAAGGCUUAGACUAUUUGGAAGGCUUUUUUAAAGCUAGCAUGAUGCCAGUGUUGUCACAUGCGUUAAACUUAGUGCAGGCUUACUGCUGGAAUGCAAACCUAGGCAUGAGUAACUUUGGCAUGCAAGGCAAUACUUGGCCUAGUAUAAAGUGUUGCUAGAAAGAAGGAACUUUUUUUUCUUAGGACUCUGUAAUUGCUAUCAUCCUUUAAAUAAGGUGUUUUUAAAGCCAGCCUGAGCUAUAUCCAUGGAAGAAGUAAACCAUUGCCUAGAGGCAAUGUUUGAUUCGCAUAUCAAAUAGCCUAGAUUAUGUAUCUGUCUUGUUGUGGCUGGUUUUUAGAAACUGUUCCUGUACAUCAGCUCAUGUGGAAGAAGGGGUCAGAGACUCAGGAGUCCUCACAAGCUUCAAACAGACUUGUUUUGCUAGUCUUCAAAUGCCUUGGUGGCUGAAUGUCUGGCCAGGUGUAUCCACUGGAAGAGGAAGUGCUAGAAAAAGGGCUCUAAUGAAUCCCUACUGAGAUAGAGCUAUGGAGAAUUUAAGCUUUCUGCCAUAAAAUUCUACUUUUGCUAAGGUAACUUGUUGUUGAGGUCUCUAAGGAAGCUUUAUGUUGAGUGGCUGCUUACUGAACAGCUGACUUUGUUUAAGCUUUGCAGGACUGCUGUGCU
Messenger RNA from Pezoporus flaviventris, 5181 nucleotides. RefSeq names its product terminal nucleotidyltransferase 5C (gene TENT5C). The transcript is spliced from 2 exons. Gene Ontology annotation, molecular function: RNA binding; poly(A) RNA polymerase activity. Gene Ontology annotation, biological process: mRNA stabilization. The coding region runs from base 1185 to 2357 and encodes 390 amino acids. Lineage: Eukaryota; Metazoa; Chordata; Aves; Psittaciformes; Psittacidae. The record is from RefSeq and is a predicted model, not a curated record.